Botrytis cinerea B05.10 is the source of this 1915-nucleotide messenger RNA. RefSeq lists its product as hypothetical. Gene Ontology annotation, molecular function: zinc ion binding; DNA-binding transcription factor activity, RNA polymerase II-specific. Bases 217 to 1707 code for a protein of 496 amino acids. The record is from RefSeq and is a predicted model, not a curated record. The transcript has a single exon. Gene Ontology annotation, biological process: regulation of DNA-templated transcription. Lineage: Eukaryota; Fungi; Ascomycota; Leotiomycetes; Helotiales; Sclerotiniaceae.
GGAAACUAUUAAAAACAAACUUACGAUCUUUACCUCAGACUACCAAAUACCCUGAAUAGGUCCAUAAUUAUCUUACUUCUGAUCGAAUCCUUCGUACCAACUAGUGCUUAUACCUAGUUCUAUAUAUAUCUAAUACAAAUUUUCCCUUUUGAUCGUGCACGUACUUCUUAAUCUGAUAAGCCUUCGCCUACUUUAGUGUUUUCUUGGUAUUGCUUAAUGAUCCAAUUGACUUCUUGGCUCUCUUUUAGCAUGAACGACUCCGAUUUUAUGGACGGUUAUAGAGAACUUCAAACUCAGCCUGAGAACCAACAAGAUCAACAACGCGAAAAGUACCCAUCCAGACAUGACCGGCAGGUCUCCCAAGAUAGCGGAAUCGAAAGUCAAGCAACGUCUGCUACUUCCAUGUCCAUAAGGUUAUCAUGCAACCGCUGCCGUCUCCAGAAGCUGAAAUGCACAACACCAGCCGGUUCCAGUAUAUGUGAACGAUGUACCCGGGCCAAGGUAGCCUGUCUUUUCGGCCGUCGAACAUACUCGAAAUGCAAAAAGCAAAACAGUAAUGACUCCGGCCCUUCUACCCGAUCAGCACGGAGUCGGACACCAGGAACAGCCAGCCAGAGCCAGAACUGCUCCGUCCCAGAAGACGCAGGUGCUGCACCGGGACUCACCUCCGAAACCACAUGUGCAACCGCCUCGAGCACAUCAACACAUUCCUCGUACCCAUCCCCUUUCCCAGACUGGACCCUCGAUCCUCCGAUCCCCGAAUCCACGAUCUUAGAUGAUCUGACUUUCACCCACUAUGAUUUCGGAGAUGAUCACGCUUUCGACCAAACCCCCGAGUGCUUCGACCGGUUGCAAAACAAUCAUCCGAAAGCAGCAGGAGAAGAAGAUUAUCUCCUCCGCGCGGCAGCCAAUAUCCCCCCACCGCUCGGGAUGACAAAUCUAUUAUCUCAUCCUGAUGGAACCAAAAUUCAAUCUAUCCCAAUAGUAACCACACCAAGCACGUUCUUCACACCAUCAUCAUCACCCUCUUCUUUUUCCCCGACAAGUCUCGAGCUCACAACCCUCGUCUACCAAAUCCAGAGCCAGCUCCGAGAACUCUCCGAACACUCCCUCCACCACUCCCUCGAAAACCGCACCAACCUCGACGAUUCCAUCAGUAAUAUCCUCACCCUCUCUCAGAAGUUCGGUUUCAUGGCUGCGCAAAUCCUCCACACCACUAAUCUAGCCACAGACAGUACCCGCGGAGGAAGUAGCACACCCUCUCCAUCCGAAAUCGGUACCACAGCCGAUACUCCCACAAUCCUCCUUGUCGUCGCAGGCUACAUGCACAUCAUGCAAGUGUGCGCUCUAGUCCUGGAUCACUUCAAGACCUAUCUUCAAUCCAUACCGGGUCCAAACAAUUCCCUCUCUUCCCCUCUCGCACUUUCUUUGAAUCUUUCGACGCUGCCGGAGAAUGAACCGGCAUUGCAGAGAAAUGAGUUAUUGAGUGCGAAUGCGGUGCACUACUUGUAUCAGAUCAAUACGGCGGUGAGAAUGGUGCAGGAUUCUUUGCGGGAUAUUGAACGGCACUUGGGGAGGGGAGGGGUGUUGGUCAAGGAUCUGGCAGUGGGGUUUUUGAGGAGUUCGUGGGUGGGGAAGAGGGAUAAGGAGGUUGAGGAUUUAGCUCGGGGGAUUCGGGAGUUGAUUAAGGAGAAGUUACAAUUCUGAGGGCUGGUUUGAGAGGAUAGGGUUAUAGAAUAUAAUGGAAUUGAAAAAGUUUCAUGUUACCUUUUCCUUUUUUUAGAGAGCAUAGGAAAUGUAAGAGUUGUGACCAUAGCUCAUAACACCCUUUAUUAAUUCAUAACAAAAUCCCUACAAAAAUGAUAUUUUAUUAUACAAAAUUAAAUAUUUAAUGAUUUUUCAAACUAUUAUAUUA